CUGAAAAAGGCUACAAUGUUGACCUCUGUCAAAAUUCUCUUAAUUUCAAAACUGUUUAGUUUACUACUAAUUGGAAGCCUUGGGGAAGAAGGUCUAGAAAUAAGCACAACACAAAGCACUGCAGCAGGCUUAGAAGCCAUGGACAAUGAAUCUGUUCCUUUGGAAAGUGAUGCAAAUUUAAGCUCAGAUAAAGAAAAUAGAGAAACCUCCAAUCCCAAGACAAGUAAUUCCUCUUUUUGGGAUCUAUCGAAUAAAAACCAUGGAACCACAGAGGUCUUUGGCAAUUCAUCAAUGAACAACUUUUCUGGGAGUCCAAGACCCAUGCCUGUGUUUCCCACAAAUCCUCCUUUGAUCCAAGGCUUUGUUUCUAAAUUGCCUCAGAACUCAUCUAUAGCAGAUGAAAAUCUUCUGCCAGUUUCAGCACCACCCAGUGCUACAUCUGUUCUGUCUUCAGAAAAGUUCACUUGGUCUUCAGCCAGUGAUACCAUGAAAACGCCUGACAACAGUUCCGUUUCAAUGAACAUCCUUCCUGCAGCACCAAACACCACGUCUGCAUCCCCCACGACAACGGAACCAGAUGACUGGCUCACCACAACCAAUGAUAGCUUCUUGGGGUUUACUCCCUAUCGAGAAACAACCACUCUACAGCCCACCUUAAAGUUUACCAACAAUUCAAAAAUCUUCUCAAACACAUCAGACCCCCAAGAAGAGAAUAAAAAUACAGGAGUAGUAUUUGGGGCCAUUUUAGGUGCUAUUCUGGGUGCUUCAUUGCUUGGUCUUGUUGGCUACUUGCUGUGCGGAAAAAGGAAAACAGAUUCAUUUUCCCAUCGGCGACUUUAUGAUGACAGAAACGAACCAGUUCUGCGAUUAGACAAUGCACCGGAACCUUAUGAUGUGAGUUUUGGGAAUUCUAGUUAUUACCACUCAACUAUGAAUGAUUCAUCUAUGCCAGCAGGCCAAGAAAAUGCACGUGAUGGCAUUCCUAUGGAUGACAUACCUCAACUUCGUACCUCAGUAUAAAACCAAGAGGAAAAAGCUUCUGACGGCAAAUGAUUGCCUACAUCCUAGUCUUUUCACAAACCCAUCUUCCAAAAGCUGAAGCAAGAUCAUUGUCAUGUGGCCUGUGCCAAGGAGUACCGUAAAAGCAAGAAACUAGUAGCAGAAACAUAGAGGAUAAUCCAAAAGGUUUCCUUUCUUACCAUUUUUGGCUGUGCUGAAUCAUCUAUUAAGUAACCUUAAUUUGUAUUUUGGUCUAUGUUAUUCUUAGUAGGAAACGUUUGUGUGAAUCAGGUGAAACUAAAGAGUUUCACCAUGAUUGCCCUGCCUGAUAAUUUAAUUAAUCCUAUAUUCCUAAUGCCAUGCAUCAAGAUUGGCACUCUAUUCAAGGAACACUGGAAGAGUAACUUGUUUUUAAUUCUGACUUCUGAAAGAGAGAGAGAGAGAGAGAGAGAGAGAGAGAGAGAGAGAGAAUACAAAGUUUCUGUUCCUGGGAAACUACAGUAAACUAAUAGGAGUGAGAGAUUUGUUCUCUAAUACAUUUAACUACCCUACAUCAGCACAUCCAUGGUCAGCCCCUUGAGCUGCCAAGUUGACAAUGACUUUGCCUUCAACAGGGUCACGGUUGGAAAACUAGCCCUAACCAGGAAAAGAAUUAUUUCUCUUCCAAAGUGGGGAAUGCUAACCUGUCUGAUUGAUUUUAGGCCUCAAUUAAUCGGGUGCUUUAAAGACUCAAUGAGAAACAUGAAGAAAAAGUCAGCCAAAGCAUAUAUUUGUACAUAAUAUUUAGAAUUUUAAGAUGUUAAUAAGAUUGUUAUGUGUUAGGUGUCAUUGCUUGAUCAUAUAUGGAAUAGAUUCAGUAUCUCUAAGUGUAUCUAAGGUCAAAAAAUAGAUGAAUGGAAAUAUACAACCAAAAAAAAUUGAGCAUCACUUUUACAAGCAGAAAUACAAGAACUGUCUUUUCAGUCAUAUUUUUCAGUUUCUUCGUAAUUACCACCUGCUUUGGGCAGGUAGAAAAUGCACUCCUUAGUAUGGGAAGGUUGAGGUUUUAUGGACUAAAGGAUUAGAUCAAGAGUUAAAGUCCCAAGAAGCACUGAAUAUGUGAAGAGAGCAAACAAAGCAAGAGAUUUCAUUGUUAAAUUGACAUAUGGGUGCGCGCAGAAACAGUAUGUGAAGAAACCCAGCAGCAUCCUCAGAAAAUGAGGAUCAGGAAUUAAGUAACAGAAGAACCUACUUACCCCAUAUUGCCAUAAAAAUAGCAAAGAAGACCGUUCCUCCAUUAUCAAACAAGUAUGUCACCUUAAUGGAAAACAAAGCAAAAAUAUUUGUCAAAUAUUGAUUAUAAUAAUCUAGUGAUUGCCGUCUACAUUUAGAUUCUAUGAUUUUUUUUUCUCAAAAGGAAUCACAUUAUUUUAUGAUUUGUAAAUGUGAGAUAUGAGAUCUGUUCAUGGGUCCUGAAACUGUUUCAUAUGAUUUUCUCUUUCGGGAGAGGCGAGGGAUCAGCAAUUUCCCCCUUCUCUUCUUAUUUCUGUUUUAUUCCCUUUGGAUUUCGCCUUCAAUUUCUGCUUAGAAGUGGCUCCAGUACCCUGAGGAAGUAUGUGUGGGCCAUAGAUGGUCAAGGUGAAGUUAGCUUUCAGUGGUGCAUACCUACCUGCACUUCCUGUCACCAAAACUUCCAGGAAUGAGGAAGUUGCAAAAUGAAGAACUCCACCCUUGAGCCAGAAGGUUCUGUAGAAAGUAUCACAGUGCUAUCCCUACUUUCUGACGUCUUUCAGAAUGUGCCAUGGGUCCAAGAGUGGCGACAAGUCUUUUUUUAAAGAAGUUUCAUAUGUCACUUAACAUUUAGGAUAUAGUCCAAGUGUUUUGAAUUAGACAUUAUUUGAAUUUUUAUAAAGAACAAUGUGUGGUUGUAUGAUGUUACUGAAUAUGAUAUUCAGGGUUGUAAAAAUUGUUUGAUUUUAAUAAAUUGUAAACUCAACUUA
Molecule: messenger RNA, 2978 nt
Organism: Suricata suricatta (meerkat)
Lineage: Eukaryota; Metazoa; Chordata; Mammalia; Carnivora; Herpestidae
Gene: MUC15
Product: mucin 15, cell surface associated
Exons: 3
Coding region: 16-1020 (334 amino acids)
Source: RefSeq, a predicted model, not a curated record